Molecule: messenger RNA, 809 nt
Organism: Diatraea saccharalis (sugarcane borer)
Lineage: Eukaryota; Metazoa; Arthropoda; Insecta; Lepidoptera; Crambidae
Source: the annotation of a GenBank genome assembly
AAACGAAUUCGAUUGACAUAUUUCAUUCUUUUUGACAGAAAAAGUAACCUUUUUCUAUGAUUGAGUUUUAGUAGAAAAGUUAACUAAAAAUGUCUAAUAGUAAUCUAUUUUUAAAGUCUGGAUUCAUCAGGGCACCUUUACAAAACGGUGUAGGCCGAUUCGUUCCACAACUGCAAAGAAUUGUGCUAAAAUUCUGCAAAAGUAAUGGAUCCAGUAGAGGAUUGAGAGACUUCAUCGAACAAGAUCUAGUGGACUUUGCAAAACAAAAUCCCAGUGUUGUUGUUUAUUUGAAACCACGAAGACACAGAGGGCCCGUCAUUGUUGCAGAGUAUCUUAAUGGUGACAGAGUAUGGAUGGGAAUGCAUAACAAAACUCACUCUGAAAUAACAAAAUGGAUUGAAGUUUUGCGUACUCAACAAGGAGACAUUGCUUCUCUUCGUCUCCGAAAAUACCAAUACACAGAUUAUCCAUCGGUACAAGGUCCUUGGACACCUUUCACUUUCAAAGAUCCAGAGUUGAAUACAGCGAAACUACCUGAUCCGAAGUAUGGUGCAAACAACCGGUUGCCAAUGACAGCUACAGAAAAACUAAGGUUGAUGUUUGAGAAACAGAAAUUAAAUGAUGUGAACACUGCAGAAUGAAAAAUUUAGAAUAUGUUAGAUAUAUAGAAUGAAAUAUGUUUAUUAGAGAUUUCACUAUAUUGAAGAAGAAAUAAACAUCAAUAUUUCCUUAACAACUCUGGAAGAAAACCUUUUUAUCUUUAUCUUUCUAUAAAGAUACUGUACAGUAGUAAAUAAAUCAUUUUUAGG